Messenger RNA from Prorocentrum cordatum, 2946 nucleotides. The record is from the annotation of a GenBank genome assembly. NCBI's taxonomy places the organism in Eukaryota, Dinophyceae, Prorocentrales, Prorocentraceae.
GUGGGACGAGGGCGGCAAGGUGCCCGACUGGCUCGCGGACCUGGUGCCCGACGCCAACAAAGCCCCGAAGCCGCCCCCAGGCAUCUCCCCCGACAACUACAAGGUCCUCAGGCUGGAGGGCUCGCAGGCUCCCCCGCGUGCCCGCCAGGGGGUGGCGAGACGAUCAAGGGGAUCCGGGAAAGGAGCGGCGCGGACAUCAAGAUCGAGCACGUGCCCACGGAUCCCGAGGGCACUGCGACGAUCAUCGGCGACGUCCAGAAAACCGAGGAGAUGAUCAAGGAGGCCCUUGCGAGCAAGGGCUACCCGCUGUUGCCUCCUGGCGAGAGGAAGAUGCAACUGCUGCCUGGCGGCAUGCCGCAGAUGCCGGGCCUGAACGGUGCGUCAGGACCGCUGGGCGGGGCGCCGGUGCCCAUGGUGCCCCCGGGGGGCAUGCUGCCCCCCGCGGGGGGCAUGCAGGCGCCGCUGGCCCUCCCGCCCCUGGCGGGCGGGGCGGCGCAGCCAGGGAUGCUCCCGCCGGUCGCGAGGCCGCAGGGGAUGGACCCCAGCGCAGAUGUAGAAGUUCCGGCGGAGCUGGUGCAGCUUCUGAUCGGGCCUGGCGGCGCCAACCUCAAGGACAUCCGCGCCAGGACGGGUGACAGGGUCUACAUCUCCGUGAUGCCUGCCUCCAUGCCAGGUGGCCCGCAGUAUGUCCGCUGCGUCGGCGAGGCCAGCGAGAUGGCCAAGGGGCUCGUGCGAGCGAAGCUGGAGGAGCUGAGGCCUGGCGCGGGCCAGCUCCAGGGCCCCGGGGCGUGCGCCCCCCUGCAGCCGCAGGUGCCCAGCUUCGGCGCAGGCACGCCUGGCUGCCGGCCCGUCCUCGCGCGACCGUACCUCGCGGGCGGCUGCGGCGGCUGCGGCGGCUGCGGGGUCAUAUCGGGCGCGUCCGCCAAGUCCGGCCACGCCAGCGUCUACAUGAGCUAUGAUAAGACCGCCUACAAGCCAGGACGGGACCAGAAGGGCGCCGAUUGGCACGCGCAGAGCUCCAGCUGGGACCAGCAGAGCCACGAACCCGACAAAAAGUCCGACGACGAAGACCGGAACUUCAAGAUCGACCAGCAUUGCAACGGCGACCAGGACGGUAACGGAGCGCGUUGGUGCGAGGGCCUGGCCAGAGGCCAGCGGGCUAACGACACCCGGCGUGACUUCCUCACCGCGGCGAAGGAAGAGAUCGACGAGUUACCUUUCGUCUUCUUGAAGGUUCGUGAGAUGGACGAGGUUUUCGAUUCGGUGUUGCAGCUGUUCGGGUACGUUCAGAACUUAGGGGAGCAAGAGUUUUUGACGUACUUCGCGUCCCAGGGAACUCGCGCUCGACAUCUGGUUCGGAACGGUAUCUCGGGCAUCCGGGGCAAAAUCAAGGAUCGUGUGCGGUGCCUGGGGCCCCGCAUUCUGGUGCGUGACUCCAAGCAUCAGGAGGUCGCUAGGAGAUGUUCGGCAGCGCGGACUGCAUUCUACAGGGUUGGCGGCAUCUGGUCGCUGGCGAUCUCUUUUAAGCUGCGCAAGCUCUUGCUGGUGGGCAAUGCGCAGAAUGCCAUCCUCUCUGGCUUGGAAGCGUUUGUUCUCAGCAAGGCCGAUCGCCGUCGCUUGGGCAGUUGCUUGGCCUCGCUGGCUCGGUUGGCGAUGCUGGCUUCCCCGUGGCUGAGCCAGAUGACGCGCGAUCUCGAGUUUGCCGCAGGUGUCGUCGAUAGCGAGGCGAUCGAUGUGCUUCUCAACGACAUGAACACGUUCAAUACUAAGGGGGAGAUGAAGGAUUUUUGUGCACUAGAUAUGGGGGUGCUCAGGGCAUCGAGCAUCUUCCGUGGAAGUUGCCUCCAUUCAGUGCCGAACAUAGUGCGCGUCAGAGAGCGGCCCAAGAUGGAGCUGGCGAUGCCAUCGUGGUUCAGCGGCAAGAAGCGCGAGGGCGACAAUGCAGAACCGCCCAGCGCUGGAGCAGCAGGCAGCGCGGCGGGAGGCCGCGCGAAGACGGCCAAGAAGGGCGACAGGGGCGGCAAGGGCGGCGAGGACAUGGCGAAGGUCGUGGCGCAGGUUGUGCGCCUGCUGCUCACCGUGACGCGCGAGCUCGGGGACGUGGCCAGCGUCGUGUUCCUCAGGUGGGACAUCGCCCUCGAUCGAGGGCUUCCAGCGUGCCUGGCUGUGUCAGGCAAGAAGUGCGACGACCAGAGCAAGGACAUGAGGGCCAGGCAGGCCGAGGGAGUGGAGCAGGACUUCAAAGCGAGGGGUCCGCCACACAUUCAUAUAUCUGCGUCGGCAAUGCAGAGUUGCGCCGCGCGAGCUCCUACAGCGGGGUCUACGGAGGAGGCCGAGAAGACACUCAAGCAGGACAGCAAGGACUGGUGGACACAGCACAUGAGGGAGGAAAUGCCGUUGAAGGAGAUCGGGAGGGCAGUGCCGUACUUCAGGUGCAAGCCCCUGCGCAGGGAGAACAGGUGUGCCAUCGUGACGAGGGCGGACUUCAACAAACCAAUGGGUGUGGAAGCGCCUCGAAACCUGGAGGCGGUGAUCGAGGCCGAGGGCGGCGAGUUCCUGCUGGGAUCGGCUCUGAUGGGGGCGAAGAGACUCAUCCAGUCCAGGAUAUCGGUGCCCGAGCCGUCCGACCUCCCGGCGGGGGUGCCGCCGACCGCAGUGAAGAGCCCGCCGGCGACGAGGAUGCCGCCGCCGGUAUCAGCACUCGCGGCACAGCAAUUGCACUCCAACCAGAUGAAGACCUUGCUCGACCAAAUGCACGUCAUGGCACAGCAGCUCGCCGAGGUUCAACUGGGCCUUGCGACAGUUCCAGUUCGUCCGGCAGGCCCGAUGAGCGACGAGGAGAUCAUGAGGCUGGCGCACCGGAUCAGGAUCGCAGACAGGGGGGCCUUGCAGGCAGCGGCAGAGCAGCAGGAGGAGGGCGACCUGGAGGGGAGCCCGCGCCUCUGA